AUGGAUACUACCUGGGAUUCGACCGGGCAACAGCCUCAAAAUCCAACCCCUGCUCCAACCCAAUGCACCCCACUGAGCACCUCACAGAGCAACCCCUCGGACCCCCCUCAGGACCCCCCGCAACUCUCUGAAUGGCAAAUCACCCGCAAAGCAACAUCUCGCGGGCUAGGCGCUGUCCUACCGACCUACGAGCCCGAUUAUGCGAAGAUCGGGGAGCCAUUCGUCGUCCCGGAGGCGCAUGCGGGGGAUUCAGACCGACCUCCGGGGGAGUGGGCACGGUUUAUCUGGCGGGCCGCUUUCAAAGUUGCUCGUAGGGGGGAAUCACUGAAAGGCCAGCUCCCUAUGCUUUUGAAACAGGAACCGGUCCGGGAGCUUAUGGCUCGCGAGCGUUACUUCGCGGGUGGCAGACGCGAGGAUGAGAUACUUGGCAACCACCUGGCUAAUGUCGAAUCUGCAGCGGUAUUUUGCCAGGGAGAGGUGAAGACCAACGAACAUCGGCAAAGUGCGUGUAACUACGGGAGGGCGAAGGGUAUCUUUUUGCCUGCGCCAACUGCAUCUGGAAUGGACAAUUUGAGCGAUGCCAGCUUCUGGAAGCGUGCGCAGGCCCCUUUGACCCCAGGGGAUCAAAUUCGGGGCCACCAACGCAACAAGCGCUCAAUCAGCAAGAAAAUGGCCUAUGAAGCAUGGGCAGACAUGAAACGCAAUUUGGAUAUGCUGGAAGAGCUCACAGUCGAAAUUGCGGAGGCUCAUGCAACUGAGCAAUGGACAGUGGUAGGUACGCUGGUUAAGCAGCAACAGCGCUGGUUAGAUAACCUUAAGCGCCCACUUGGCAUUCUGGACCAAUUCCACCCCGCUGAGCCUAACCCGCCGCAGCAACCUGAGGGAACCUAG
Messenger RNA from Penicillium griseofulvum, 891 nucleotides. RefSeq lists its product as uncharacterized. The record is from RefSeq and is a predicted model, not a curated record. The transcript is spliced from 3 exons. The coding region runs from base 1 to 891 and encodes 296 amino acids. Lineage: Eukaryota; Fungi; Ascomycota; Eurotiomycetes; Eurotiales; Aspergillaceae.